AUGGCGGGCGGGCGGAGGCAGAGCGGCGGGCCGGCCGGCGGGCGAGCGCUGCUGCUGCCCGCUGUGCUGCUGUGCCUGUGCUGCCGGGCGGCGCCGGAGCGGCUCCGCUACGCCAUCCCCGAGGAGCUGCCCACGGGCUCGCUCGUGGGGCCGCUGGCACGGGAUCUGGGGCUCAGCCCGGACGAGCUGCCGGCGCGCAAGCUGCGGCUCAGCGCGGAGAAGCAAUACUUUACCGUGAGCGAGGAGAACGGGAACCUGUACGUGAGGGAGAGGCUGGACCGGGAGGAGCUGUGCGGCGAGUCGGCGUCCUGCUCCGUCAGCUUCGAGGCGCUGGUGCACAACCCGCUAAAUAUUUUCCAUGUCGAGGUGGCCAUUGAGGACGUGAAUGACAACUCCCCGACCUUCAGGAAAGCUACUCUUGAACUCGAGAUCGAUGAAUCGAUCCCUCCCGACACUCGUUUCCCUCUGGAGAUGGCAAAAGAUGCAGACGCGGGAAGCAACUCACUGCUGACUUACGAGCUCACCAGCAAUCCGUUCUUCUCUCUGGCCAUAAAGGAAAGUCAGGACGGAAGCAAGCCGGAAUUAGUGCUGCAGAGACCACUGGACCGGGAGGAGCAGAGCUCCUUUGAGCUGGUACUGACAGCGGUUGAUGGUGGAGACCCCGCGAGGUCCGGGACUGUUCAGGUUCGGGUCAACGUGACGGACGCCAAUGACAACCCACCCGUGUUUGCGCAGGACCGUUACAAGACAAGCCUGCGCGAGGACACGCUGCCGGGUUCGGAGGUACUGAAAGUGUCAGCCUCAGAUGCCGACGCCGGCACCAACGCCCACAUCACCUACAGUUUAGGGGAAAUGCCGGAUAAGGUGCUUCGGACAUUCGUGGUCGAUGCAGAUAGUGGGUCGAUCACGCUGCGGGAGGCUCUGGAUUUCGAGGACAUGAGGACAUUCAACCUGGACGUGGAGGCAAGGGACGGUGGUGGUCUGGUGGCCCACUGCAAGGUCGACGUGGAGAUACUGGACGUGAAUGAUAACGCACCCGAGAUCGAGAUCCUGUCACUGUCGAGCCCGGUGCCCGAGGACGCACCGGCUGGCACCGUGGUGGCCCUCCUGAAAAUUCGGGAUCGGGACUCCGGCGAGAAUGGUGAGGUGUCGUGCGAGCUGUCGGGAGAGGCGCCGCUGUCGAUCGUGGCGUCGUCGGGCGGCUCGUACAAGGUGGUGACGGCGAGCGCGCUGGACCGCGAGCAGGCGUCCGAGCAGCGCGUGACGGUGGUGGCCCGGGACCGGGGCAGGCCGGCGCUAUCGAGCACGGCGGAGCUGGUGCUGGAGGUGUCGGACGUGAACGACAACGCGCCGGUGUUCGAGGAGGCGGCGUACAGCGCCUACGUGCGGGAGAACAACGUGGCGGGCGCGCUGGUGCUGCGCGUGAGCGCGCGGGACGCGGACGCGGGCGCCAACGGGCGCGUGAGCUACUGGCUGGCGGGCGGCAGCGCGGGCGCGGCGGGCGCGGCGCCGCUCGUGUCGGUGGAGGCGCGGAGCGGCGCGGUGUACGCGCAGCGCUCCUUGGACUACGAGCAGUGCCGCGAGUUCGCGGUGGCCGUGCGGGCGCAGGACGGCGGGGCGCCGGCGCGCAGCUCCACGGCCACGGUGCGCGUCUUCGUGCUCGACCAAAACGACAACGCGCCGCGGGUGCUCUACCCGCCGCCGGCGGCGGGAGGGGCUUCUUCGGUGGCGGCGGCUUUCGAGGUGGUGCCGCGGUCGGCCGAGGCCGGCUACCUGGUGGGCAAGGUGGUGGCGGUGGACGCGGACGCGGGGCGCAACGCGUGGCUGUCGUACGAGCUGGUGCAGGCGUCGGAGCCGGCGCUGUUCCGCGUGGGGCUGCAGAGCGGCGAGGUGCGCACGGCGCGGGCCGUGUCGGAGCGGGACGCGGCCAAGCAGCGGCUGGUGGCCGUGGUGAAGGACCACGGGCAGCCGGCGCUGUCGGCCACGGCCACGCUGCACGUGGUGCUGGCCGACAGCUUGCAGGAGGCGCUGCCGGAGCUGAGCGAGCGGCCGGCGGGCGCCGACGCGCCGGCCGAGCUGCAGUUCUACCUGGUGCUGGCGCUGGCGCUGCUGUCGGCGCUCUUCGUGCUCAGCGUGGCGCUGGCCGUGCUGGCGCGGCUGCGCCGGGCCGGGCCGCCCGCCGUGCUGCGCUGCCUGGGCGCGCAGCGCUUCUCGCUGGCUGGCGCCGCCUUCCCGCCCGACUUCUGCGAGGGCACCUUGCCCUACUCCUACAACCUGUGCGUGGCCGCGCCGGCCCGCGCCGCCGCCGAGGCCGCUUGGCCGCCGCCGCCGCUGCCCAUCCUGCCCGCCGAGGAGCUUCUGGCCGGGGAGCCCUGCGGGAAGCCGAGCCCGAGCAGCAGCGCCGUCGCGGGAGAGCCGCCCGCCGACCCUGACGCACAGCAGAAAGAACAUAACGCCAGGUCUCCACUGUGCUGGACCCGACAUUUCCGCGGCAAAUGUGCCGUCUCUUUGAGCGUCCUGUUGGCGAGGCAGGGCGGGCAUCUCUCGGCAGCGCUCGGUGCCUGCAGUGCCGGGAGGAGGCUGCGGGCGCCGCUGUUGACCGAGAGGAGCGAGAGGAAGGUCGGAGCGCUGCAGCCCCGCCCGCUGCGGACCGGCUCGAUCGCUGGAUCGCUGUAUUCUUGGCUCCGAUAA
Myiozetetes cayanensis is the source of this 2691-nucleotide messenger RNA. Its product is annotated as protocadherin gamma-B5-like. Gene Ontology annotation, cellular component: plasma membrane. Gene Ontology annotation, biological process: homophilic cell-cell adhesion. Gene Ontology annotation, molecular function: calcium ion binding. The transcript is spliced from 2 exons. Bases 1 to 2691 code for a protein of 896 amino acids. NCBI's taxonomy places the organism in Eukaryota, Metazoa, Chordata, Aves, Passeriformes, Tyrannidae. The record is from RefSeq and is a predicted model, not a curated record.